Drosophila kikkawai is the source of this 1539-nucleotide messenger RNA. RefSeq lists its product as uncharacterized. Lineage: Eukaryota; Metazoa; Arthropoda; Insecta; Diptera; Drosophilidae. The record is from RefSeq and is a predicted model, not a curated record.
AUUAGAGUUUGUAACCGACAGCAACUUGUAGUAGAAGAAAUGAGAAUUAUAGUCACUUUCUUGUUCCUGGGCUUGUGCCUGUGCAGUGUCCGGGCAGAGGAUGAUCUGGUGGAGCUACUCAAGGACAACACCAAUGGCAUUGGAAGGGCCAAUGAGCUCCUGGCCAGGAUUGCCGCCAUCUACGAGGAGACCCGGGCCAACUUGGUGGCACAAAAGGAGGCUCUCAACAUUGUAACCCUUGUACAGGAACUGCUGGCCCGUCUCGAAGUUGUGCUGGUGGAAAAGACCGAUCUGAUGGUGGCUACGCUGUUCAACAUUUCGAAGCAAGGUGAAGAGUAUGCCAAGCGCUCGGAAUCGGAACUCCUGGAGCUGGCCCGUGCGCAAGAGGUCACGGCACAGCUACUCCGUGUCCUAGAGUCCAAGAUGGACGCCUACCAGACGCACGUGCUCCACAGUGCCCGCAGCAUUGACAAGAAUAUCGAUGGCCUGGCCAGGCUGAUCACUCGUACGGUCCUGCCGCAACUAAACGGCCUGAAGUGCUCCGUUGACAGCCUGGAGACAUCGCAGAUCAACGUGGAGGUGGAACUUAAGAGUUUGGCAGGCAUUAAGGAGAUAGGCGUCGAUUCCAUCCACAAGCUGGAUGUGCUAGAACGUCAGCUGAAGGACCUGAAUCGCACCCAGGAGGUUCGCCUGGCGGGAUUGACCCACGCGGUGAAGCAUCUGCAGCCGCUUGACUCGUGGAAGGUGGAAGGAGCCCUGCGCGAACUGAUCAUUUCCCAGAAGCGCAUUGAACUCGAUCUGGAGGAAUGCAGCCAUCACUCUCAGUCCUAUAAAUCCAGCUACCAAGUUGAGGCUUCAGCGCCGCACUAUCCUCAGCAGCACCCUGAGCCGCAUCAUCAGCCUCAUCCUCAGCCUCAUCCUCAGCCUCGUCCUAAGCCUCAUCCUCAGCCUCACCAUCAGCCUUAUCCUCAGCCUCAACCCCACCAUCAGCCCGAGCAUCAGCCUCAGCCCCACCAUCAGCCUCAGCCCCACCAUCAGCCCGAGCAUCAGCCCCACCACCAGCCUCAGCCCCACCAUCAUCCUGAGCCUGAGCCUAAGCCCAAACGUGUUGACUUGGUGCAAGUUUGGAACGUCAAUCAUGGAGAGUAUCCACAGACCAAGAGAGUAUCGGCCUAUGCCCAGUCCCCCGAGCCAAAGAAAUCGCACUCCCAGUCCGGUCACAGCUCUAGCUCCUGGUGGGAUUCAUUGCCCUGGGAAACAGCCCCACAAUAUCAUCCCGCUCCAGCUCCAUGGAAGCCAGCUCCCGCCUCCACGCCCAAGCCCAAGCCGUGUCCCAAGCAAGAGCAUGGCUACAAAUCGCACUCCCAUCCGGAACCAUCUCCGAAGCAGCCUAUCUUCAAGCCGCAGCCUGUCCAGCCUGGAGAUUCCUACAGGAUCUGGUACGAAGACGGUACAUUGCCCCAAGGAUAUUAAUUUUUUUGAACAAAACUAUUCUGAAACAAAAAUCGUAAAAACUCUUCCUCGAAAAUGAUAUUAUAA